UAUUGCUGUAUUCAGCGUGACAGGUUAUCUAGACCGUAAUUUAAUCAGGAGCCCUACCUUCCCUCAAAUUCAAAACCCUAAUUUACGAAACUUCAGCCUUUGUGCUUCGGUGCGAUCCCCAAUUUCAUCGGAGGGGAUAUAAUUUACAGUUCUCAGGAAAAUGAGCAGCCGUAGUACAAGCAGAACUCUCUAUGUUGGGAAUCUGCCUGGUGAUAUACGCGAGAGAGAGGUCGAAGAUUUGUUUUUGAAGUAUGGACGCAUAGCCCAUAUUGACUUGAAGGUUCCCCCAAGGCCUCCUGGUUAUGCAUUUGUUGAGUUUGAAGAUGCUCGUGAUGCUGAAGAUGCACUUCGUGGUCGUGAUGGCUAUGAUUUUGAUGGUCAUCGUUUACGGGUUGAACUUGCACAUGGAGGGCGUGGACAUUCAUCUUCGUCAGAUCGUCAUAGUAAUUAUAGUGGUGGUCGAGGUGGGCGUGGGAUGUCCAGGCGCUCAGAUUUUCGUGUGUUAGUCAGUGGACUACCCUCUUCAGCUUCAUGGCAAGAUCUUAAGGAUCACAUGCGACGGGCUGGAGAUGUCUGUUUCUCCCAAGUUUUUCGUGAUGGUAGUGGCACAACAGGGAUUGUGGAUUACACUAACUUUGACGACAUGAAGUAUGCGAUCAAAAAGCUUGAUGGCUCUGAGUUCCGGAAUGCCUUUUCUCGCUCUUCUGUUCGUGUGAGGGAGUAUGAUUCGAAGCGGGACUCAUCUAGGAGCCCUAGUCGUGGUAGAUCUCAUUCAAGAGGCAGGAGCUACAGUCGUAGUCGUAGUCGAAGUUAUAGCCGGAGCAGAAGCAGGAGCAAGUCUCCGAAAACCAAAUCUUCACGCCGCUCACCUGCUAGAUCUCGAUCGAGGUCUGCUUCUCCGCUUCGCUCGCGAUCAAGAUCUCGCUCUCCGUUAGGAUCACGAUCAAGAAGCAGAUCUCCACUGCCUUCGAAACACAUAAGUAAAAGCCCGAAGAAACACAUAAGUAAAAGUCCAAAGAAGCGUAGUGCUAGCCGGAGUCCAAGCCGGAGCCGGAGCAGGAGCAGGAGUAGGAGUUUGUCACGGUGAUACUUGAUCCCUUACCCGAAGCUACCAGCAGGAGGGAGCUUCACUAUGGUUGUUAAAGCAGUGGAAGUGGGACACCUUUUAUUUAUCCGACUUUUAAGUUUAUGGAUGGAUUCAUUUUGCAAGCCAUUGUGUUGGUUGCAUUCUUGUUUAACUGAAACAGAUGUUUUACCAUCUUCGCACCUUGUAAUGAAUAUGAGAUUUUUGCUAUGUUGCUGUUGGAAGUUUCGGAGUAUGUUUUC
Messenger RNA from Prunus persica (peach), 1326 nucleotides. RefSeq names its product serine/arginine-rich-splicing factor SR34. The transcript is spliced from 14 exons. Gene Ontology annotation, cellular component: ribonucleoprotein complex; cytoplasm; nucleus. Gene Ontology annotation, molecular function: mRNA binding. The record is from RefSeq and is a predicted model, not a curated record. Lineage: Eukaryota; Viridiplantae; Streptophyta; Magnoliopsida; Rosales; Rosaceae. The coding region runs from base 161 to 1087 and encodes 308 amino acids.